AAUUGAGCUUGGAACAGCUGGCUGGGGACUCCCUCAAGUCAGCUUCUUCGAGGAAGACAGAAACCUUAAGCAGGAACACUCGGGUACCAGAAAGACAUCAGACAGAGCACAACUAAACCAAGCAAACUUCAUUUACAGAGAUUGGCAGGAUGGAGACAAUAGUAGUGCCAGCAGCUGUCGAAGUAGCUGGUUCACUGGUUACACCAGCAGUGGAAGGUGGGAAGGGUAUAUUUAACUGUUUGAAGCACAAGUAUGCUUACAUGAAGAAUAUAAAAAAGAAUAUUGCCAAGCUUAAGAACGAGGAAUCAUAUCUGUCUGCUGUAGAUGAAGAUGUUAAAAGAAAGCUGGAGAGGAACGAAUCAACAAAAGAAAAGACAAACAGAUGUGAAACCUGGCUCAAUGAGGUGGCAAAGAUUAAACAGGAUAUUGAAACACUAGAGAGUGACUACGGAAAAACCAGCACAUACUUGUGCGGACUAUGUCCAUUUACUGGUUUGCUAAAGCUAGGCAAGCGUAUUGUGAGAAAGACUGCAGAGGUAGUUGAGCUGAAGAAUCAGAUAACCCAGAUAACUAUAAUGGUUGAGAAGCCACCAGCAGCACCAAUUCCCGUCAUUCGGAAGCAUCCUCCGAAAAUAGAUGAUGUGCCAUCUCUUAAUUCGCAUGUAGAAAGACUGGUAGAGUGGCUAGAGGAUGAGAAAUUGAAAAGAAUCUGCAUAUGGGGACCUCCAGGAGUGGGGAAGACCACAAUAAUGGAAAAUUUGCAUAACAGGGUGGGUGCCUCUUGUAAAUUUGAUAUUAUCUUUUGGGUGAAUGUAACAGCAGAAGGCAGAAUAAGAAACAUACAAGAUGUAAUCUGGGAGCGUUUAGACAUGAAAAUGGAUGGAAAUUAUUGUGCUGAUCAAAGAGCAAACAUGAUAUCUGACAAGCUGAAGGACAAGAGAUAUGUAUUGUUUCUUGAUCUUGAUAACAUUUUGUCAGAGAUUAAUCUUAGAGAAGUUGGGAUUCAUGAUGAACACAAGCAUGGAAAGGUGGUGUUUGCAUGCAGAUACAAAAACGACAAUAUCUGUGGUGACACUGAUGAAGAGUUGAAUGUGCGGAGAUUAUCCAAGGAGGAUGCUCGAAACUUUUUCUGGAAAGUAGUCGGUUCUCAUCUUAAAGGCAAUCCAGAUAUCAAGCCAGUUGCAGAACUCAUUAUAAAUGAAUGUGGGGGCAUGCCGCACUUGAUCAAGUUAAUAGGCAAUAGAUUGGCAAACAUGGAUGACCCUGCAAUAUGGCGGGAUAUGUUGUUAAAAUUAAGGUCACCAACUAUGGAACCACUAGAACAACUAGAAGAAGUUUACAAGGCUUUUAAAAUUGUCUAUGAAAGACUAACUGAAGAGAUGAAGCCCUGUUUGCUGUAUUGGGGAGUUUUUCCUGCUGGUUAUGAAAUUUUUCGAGACCAUAUAAUUGAUUGCUGGAGAGCAGAGAAGUUUUUUUUAAACCUAAGGAAGCUUCCAAAGACACGUGACAGGGGGCAUGCUAUAUUAGAUGAAUUUGUGAGGAAGUCCUUACUGGAAAAGGGAAGAAAGUUGGGGCAUUUCAAGAUGUAUGAGUAUUUUCAACGGGUGGCAUUAAGGAUUGCAAAUCUCAAAGAGAAUUUCAAUUUUUUUGUCACAGAGGAUGAAAACAUUAUAGAGGAAGAGUGGGAACGUGCAAGGAGAGUUUCACUGAUUCGGGUUCGCCUAUCCACUCUACCACAAAGACCUCAAUGUCGUGGGAUCUUAACAUUGUUACUUCGGGAGAGUAGCUUGACUGAAUUUCCGAGGGAAUUCUUUGGCUAUAUGUGUGGUCUUCAAGUUCUGAACUUGCACGAAACAAGAAUCAAUGCACUUCCAUCAUCUAUCUCCAGCUUAAUAAAUCUGAAGGGGCUCUUUUUAAACAACUGUGAUCAGUUAGUACAGCUUCCUUCUCAGAUAGGAGAUCUCCAGAGCCUUGAAAUCCUUGAUAUACGUCAUACUGGUCUCUAUAGUUUGCCCAUUGAGAUUGGACAAUUGGCUAAUCUAAGAUGUUUGAGAGUUUCAUUCACAGAAGAUGUUGGCAACCACAACCAUGUUGAAGAACUGAGGCCAAUGGUUCCUUCUAAUGUGAUCACAAGGCUUUCUAAGUUAGAAGAACUGAGCAUUGGUGUGAGCCAUAAUAGCAGCAGAUAUCAAAAUGCAGCUGAAAUUGCUCGUGAAAUGUCUGAGUUGGAAGAAUUAACAACUCUUUGUUUCUUCUUCCCUGAGAUGGUGUCUUUUGAAGCUUUCAUCCAGAAUAGCAAAUCAUGGAAAGGAAAUGAGACACCUUCAGCAGGUAAUAGCUUCAGAUCAUUCAGCAUUGUUGUUGGCUGCCAGAGAAACAGUUCUGCAUCUGAAUUUAGUGUCUUUGAAUGCUCAGCUGAAAAGCACCUGAAGUUUUCUGCAGGAAAUGAAACUCCUGAUGCUAUUUUUCAGGUACUUAGGCAAGCCAAAGCUUUUGAACUGAUUGGCCAUCAAACUGCUUCCAGUUUAUCAGUUUUCCCUGCUGAUAAAUUACAAGGUUUGGAAGCAUGUAUCAUUGAGGAAUGUAAUGAGAUGGAGAGCAUCAUAGACAGAGACAGAACAGGCACCGCAUUCGAAGACAAUGACAGCACAAAUGUUGAAUUUGAACGCUUGAAAAGCCUACACAUAAACAAUCUCCCGAAAUUGACACGGAUCUGGCAAGGCUCAAUAGAAUCUAAAAAUCUCUGUAGGCUCACAACUCUCACAUUAAAAGGAUGCCACCGCCUACAAAUGCUUUUUUCACAAGGAAUGAUCAUACGACUCUCUCAGUUACAAAAGCUGCAGGUGGAGGACUGUGGCAUCAUGAAAGAGAUUAUUGAAGAUGGAAUUACAGUUGAAUCCCACGCCUUUCCCAAGCUGAAGAAUUUGCAGCUUCGUGACUUACCAGAAUUAUGCUCUAUUUGUCAUGUCUCCUUGCGAUGGCCCUCUUUGGAGACAAUAUUGAUCAAGACAUGCAUGAAGAUAAGAAAUUUACCUCAUACCAUGCAAAGCGCAUCCAAACUGAGAAUAAUUCAGUGCACUGAAGAUUGGUGGAACCAGCAGGAUUGGCCAAAUAACAUUAAUGAAGAUGAUUUCAGAGAGUUUCUCAAUUUCAUAUGAGGAACCAUAAUAGAACUUACACAUCCACAGCAAGAGCAACUGAGUUGAAGAAUUUGUGAGAAUCAAGAAGGGAUAUAAGUCCAAUUCGACCAAAUCAAUUUAUGUUAGGUAACUUAAAACGGGCAAUUGGUACAUAUCAGGGUUUUCUAGCUCAUUCGUUGCAUCAUGUUACAGCUGAGACAAAGUGGGAAUUGCCUGUAAAAAUGUGUUUUCUAUUUUCUUUGAAUUUGCGAACACCCUCUUCAGACUUUUUCGUAGAGACUCACCUGGCCUUCAGCUAGGGAAGUAAUUCUAUCCUAUUUCAUAAUCAUACUCUUCCCAUUGUCAGAUUUGAACUCGGCAGCUGAGUUUUAACCAUGGGCGUUCGAAUGGGCUUAGAGUAUGGCUGCACUUCUAUUUUACUGUGGACGUCAUGCAUCUUAGCUGGUUACAAUGUUGGGAUUUGUCUAGUUGAAGACUCCAUGAAUGAAGAAAUAAUUGCGUGCCUA
Theobroma cacao (cacao) is the source of this 3646-nucleotide messenger RNA. RefSeq names its product disease resistance protein RPS2-like. Gene Ontology annotation, molecular function: ADP binding. The record is from RefSeq and is a predicted model, not a curated record. NCBI's taxonomy places the organism in Eukaryota, Viridiplantae, Streptophyta, Magnoliopsida, Malvales, Malvaceae.